This is a messenger RNA of Sitophilus oryzae (rice weevil), 1368 nucleotides long. RefSeq lists its product as uncharacterized. Bases 65 to 1171 code for a protein of 368 amino acids. Lineage: Eukaryota; Metazoa; Arthropoda; Insecta; Coleoptera; Curculionidae. The transcript is spliced from 5 exons. The record is from RefSeq and is a predicted model, not a curated record. Gene Ontology annotation, molecular function: oxidoreductase activity.
UCCAAAUAGACCUUACUUUAUUUUUUAGUUAUUCUUGUGAAUAUAGGGAAAUAAUUUAAAAAAAAUGCCUCUAGAAAAAGUUUGUAAAUCUUGUGAAUUGAACGAAAGUAAUUUCUGUUUGACUUGUACAGCUGGCCUUCGAAGAAAAUCGAAUACAUCUAAAGGAUUCUCAGCUCAAGACUUUGUCGAACAUCUUCUAACAAAAGGCUCUAUAGCACCAUGCGACGAAACUGCAGAUCAAUUCAAUAACAACAAACUACCACCAUAUUAUGAUGAAGAAAUGUAUAUUAGGGGUCAGAAAUUCUUUCACAAACACAUCUUUGGCAUGUUCUUGGGUAAUCUGCUCGGAUUGAUGGCAGGCCUGUCCAUUCAAAGCAGUUUGGCAGUGCUGAUCAUGACGAAAAUGUCGGGUUCGGACUACACGGCGUACAAGAGAUACGUGUCGACGAUUUUGCACAUGAUGAUCUGGUACGACAGCGAUUUCAAACCCGGAUCCAGAUUGUGGAAAUCUCUGGAAAACGUCAAACAGAAACAUAACUCGGCCAGUAAGAAAUCCAUGUGCGUGCUAAAGUACCGAAUCAACCAGAAAGAUAUGGCAUUGGCUCAAUUCGGGUUCAUGGGUCUAAUAGUGACCAGGAACCAACUCUUGGGCAUUCACGAUAUGAACGACGAUGAGCUGGAAUGUUUUCUUCAUGUUUGGAGAGUUAUAGGAUAUGUCUUGGGCAUGGAGGAACAGUACAAUCUCUGUCGAAAAAACAUCGACGAAACCAAAGCGAUAUGCCAUGAAAUCCUCACAAGAGUAAUUACACCAACGGUUGAAGAAAAACAAACCAACCACCUUGAUAUGGUCAACUAUCUCAUCAACGGUCUUCGCACGAUGAACCCCUUUCUCGAAACCAAAACCUUUAUGUUCUAUAUGAGAAUAGUUUUAAAUAAUGAUCUAACGUGCGUUGGGAAUAAUGACCUAGAAUACCGAUUAAUGUCAAACGAUCAGAAAUUCAGAUUACGAGCUAUAUUAUUAACGAUUAAAAGUUUGCAAUAUAGUUUGGUUAGGAUACUUUUGAAUAGCCUUCAAUGGUUUUCUGUGUGGAUAAUCAAGACGUAUCCGUAUUUGGCUUUCUAUAAGUUUGGGAAAGCUAAUUCCUAUGUGAAUAUCAUGAGAACCUACUGAUUGACACUCACGCAGUUGUUCCCAUCAUGGUUGUUCCCUGACAACUUAAUUUAAAAGAAAAUUAUAUUUUCAGUAAUUUUUUGAAAGUUGUCUGACGAUAUCAUUUCUUUUAUAGCGGCACAGACAAAUUUUGAAUGAAAAUUAGACAAUACUUAGGUUUAUUAUUAUUACGUAAAUAAAAAUAAACUAUAUUAUUA